Messenger RNA from Punctularia strigosozonata HHB-11173 SS5, 1584 nucleotides. Its product is annotated as delta 8-sphingoloid desaturase protein. The coding region runs from base 1 to 1584 and encodes 527 amino acids. The record is from RefSeq and is a predicted model, not a curated record. Gene Ontology annotation, cellular component: membrane. The transcript is spliced from 4 exons. Gene Ontology annotation, molecular function: oxidoreductase activity, acting on paired donors, with oxidation of a pair of donors resulting in the reduction of molecular oxygen to two molecules of water. Gene Ontology annotation, biological process: lipid metabolic process. Lineage: Eukaryota; Fungi; Basidiomycota; Agaricomycetes; Corticiales; Punctulariaceae.
AUGGGCAAACCCCUCUGGUCCCGCGACAAGAUCGCCGCCCACAUCCUCGCAGGCGACACCCUCGUCAUCUACCGCAACUCCGUCCUCCGCAUCCCCCCCGCCUGGCUCGCAGCCCACCCCGGCGGCGCCCUCGCCAUCCUCCACUUCGUCGGCCGCGACGCCACCGACGAGAUCGAAGCCUUCCACGCCGAGCACACCCUCAACCGCAUCCGCGCCUUCGCCGUCGGCGAGCCCGAGCUCGGCGACCAUGGCUGGGACCCGCUCCUGCCCCCCGUCAUGGCCGGCUGGGUCCGCACCGUCGACAAGGAUGGCAAACAGUCCUGGCUCAGGGAGGCCGUUGCCGUCCGCUCCGACGAGCACAACGAGUUUACGCCGUCCUCGUCCAUCCUCCUGAUGGAGAAGGACGACUCUUUGCCGAGGCCUGCGGGUAGCGGACCCGCGCUCACCGACCUGCAACCCGCGCCGACCGCGCUCUCGCUCAAAGUCCAGGCACGCCAUUCUGCCGCCUACCGCGAGCUGCACAAGCGGAUCACCGACGCCGGCCUGUACGAUUGCCCCUACUUUACCGGCUACGGUCCCGAGGUGCUGCGCUACGUGUUGCUCACCGUUCUCUCCGUGGUCGCCUACCGCCACCGCUGGUUCAUCUCCAGCGCCGUCUUCCUCGGCCUGCUAUGGCACCAGCUCGUGUUCACCGUCCACGACCUCGGCCACAUGGGCGUCACCCACAGCUGGACCAUCGACCGUGCCAUAGCCAUCUUCAUCGCCAACUUCGUUGGUGGGCUCAGCAUUGGCUGGUGGGUCGAUAACCACAACAUACAUCAUCUGGUCACGAACCACACUACUCACGACCCUGACAUCCAGCACCUCCCCUUCUUCGCCAACUCCCCCGUCUUCCUCAACUCCAUCUACUCGUCGUACUACAAGCGCACCAUGCCCUUCGACGCCUUUUCCCGCAUCGUCCUCACCGUCCAGCACAAGCUCUUCUACUUGGUCAUGGCCUUUGCCCGCUUCAAUCUCUAUCGUCUCUCCUACGCCCACCUGAUCAAGGUCGCCCGCGGCGAAAUGAAGGCCAAGGGCGCGCUCUGGUCCUGGGCGCUCGAGAUGGCAGGGCUCGUCGUCUGGUGGUGUUGGUACCCCGCCGUCCUCCGCGGUUGCGGCAGCUGGCAGAUGGGCCUCGCGUACUUGCUCGUCAGCAACGUCGUGCCCAGUCCCUUGCACAUCGUGCUUUCCCACUAUUCGCGCCCGACGGGUGACCUCGGCCCGACCGAGUCGUUCCCCCACCGCCAGCUGCGCACGACGGCGGACGUCAUCUGUCCCGACUACCUUCAGUUCCUUCACGGCGGCCUCCACCUCCAGGUCACCCAUCAUCUCUUCCCGCGCCUGCCUCGCCAUAACCUGCGCAAGGCAAGCCUUCAUGUCAAAGAGUUUGCCAAGGAGCAAGGGCUCGAAUACGUCGAGUUCGGUUUUGUGGACGGCAACGCUGAGGUCCGCGGCGUCCUACAGCACGUCGCGGAGCAGGUGAAACUUAUCGGCAAGGUCGCCCAAGCGGAAGCGGCCGAAGCGGUGGAAAAGAAGAACGCCUGA